Molecule: messenger RNA, 2007 nt
Organism: Tachysurus fulvidraco (yellow catfish)
Lineage: Eukaryota; Metazoa; Chordata; Actinopteri; Siluriformes; Bagridae
Gene: smim18
Product: small integral membrane protein 18
Exons: 2
Coding region: 390-755 (121 amino acids)
Source: RefSeq, a predicted model, not a curated record
GUCCAUCCAUCUCUCCAUCACUCUCUCUUUCUCUACCUGCUGCCCCCUCUCCAUGUUAAACAAUAUUUCAUUGCAAUAUUUAAACAUACUUCAAAAUAUCAUCUGCGUUUCUUUUGACUGCAAGAGCAAAAUCAAAGGGACACCAAAGGGAGAUGCUCCUUGCUAUGAAAUAAAUAAGAAUUUCUCAUGUGAAAUGAACUAGAUGUAGAAUAAAAUAAAGCUAAAUAACAAAGAAAACAGAGAUUUACUUCCUACACCUGAUUUUGGACAAUGAGAGCAUCACUUCCUGCUCAGAGCUCCUGUAGCCCCACCGGAGCUCGGCCAAUCGCAGCAGCCUUCAUGCAUUAUUAAUGAAGUGUGAGGUGUCUGAUGGACGGAGAAGCUGAGCAAUGGUGCUGCAGCAGGAAGUGGCGGGGUGGGGUGAGGGAAAGAAAGAAACAGAAAGAGAGAGAAACGGAGGACGAGAGAGGGCGCGAGAGACGGAUCAAGACGCGUGGGCAGACACUCCAUCAUCCUUCAGCUCUGAUUCACAGAUCACGAUGACCGUGGCCAGUAGCGUCUCUGCUUCAGUGCAGCAGGUGUUCCCCUUCCAUGACGGCUGGAACGUUGCCUGCUUUGUAAUCCUCCUCCUCUUCAUCUUCACCGUGCUCUCCCUUGCUACUCUGGCUUUCCUCUACGAGCUGCUCGACUGCGGCUGCUUUAACAAAACCAAGACCGUUCACAACCGAAGUGGCAGCAGUGACGAAAUCGUAUAGCCAUGGCAACCAGGUCUACGCCACGGAAACACGGUCUACGAGUAACGACUCUGACCACAACUUCGGGGUGGAUGAGGUGUCAGAAUACGGAGUAAAGAAAUGAGCACACAUUUCAAUGCAUAACACUAAGAAAACACACAACCCUGACUGUAUGGUGUCCUCCAUGUGAUGUAAUUUACAACAGCAUGCUUUAGUGGGAUUUGUCCGUUAAGCCGUCACAGCCUAAUAAAUAUCUAUGUGUUAAGCCUUUAAUGUAGACAUCGACAUCUAUGAUACAGAUGUAAACUGAUCACGUCAUUGGAUAUAAAGUGAGAACUGAGGAAAAAACGUACAAUUAAAAAUUGUGGGGGUGUCGAGUAAUCGAGGCAGACAAUAAAGCAGCAGCUAAAAUUGCCCUUGAUGCCAACCACCAAAAAUUCGCACUCCUUUAAAGCCAACAGUGAUUUCCAUAUAAAGUCGUUGCAUUGUGGCAAAGCACAUCAGUGUUGCACACUGUGCAUCAACCCCACUUGGGUGACUUUGGUGGCAGUCAUAGAUAAUUUAGCGAAUGAUCUUUAUCUGGACAGAACUGAGCCUGGAGUCCAGCAUGUCUCCCCAGUCGUUAGCAGCCUGAGGGGGGGAAAGAAAAGGGGGAAAAACCUCCCAGCUGCUGCUGAGGACCCUUAAAAACUUUUAAUGAUAAUUUUGCAUAUUUAUCAUACAGCGCAGCCUGAAGCUGGACAUGUAUAUUGCGUGCGUGUGUGUGGUUCAUUGAAUUCUUUGCUGUCAAUUAAAUGUACUGAUAAAACACACGAUGUCCUGAAUUUCGUAGAGUAUCAACAAGCAUCAUAAAACGCUGAGGGCUUUAUUUUUUGUAAUGAUACCAAAUUAAAUUGCCAUGUUGAGACCCCUAACGUGUCAUUUAUUUUUGUAUCUAAUUGUUUUCUCUAUAUACAUUACAUUUUAGAUGUAGACGUUUUACGUUUACAUUACAUUACGUUUUAGAUUAGAGUAUAGGGCACUGAAAAUGAAUGCAAGUGUUUGGGGAGCUCAUGGAUCGAUAAAUCAUCAAUUCUGGUCAAGUGAAAGCUCCGUUGUGUUGCAAUGUCUUGGAAACGUAAUUAAAUCUACUAUUGUAGAUUAAAACAAAAUGAUGACCUGGUUAGUUUAAAGAAAGAUUUUGCAAAUCUGACUUGAGUCGGAUGAGUUUCGUCCAGUUUCAUCCAAUAAUCGACUACUGCUUGAAUGAAAAUAAAAUUUCACGUGUUGGCUU